AUGAGUGAUAACCCUUAUGAACUAAAGCCUCCUCAGCUAUCGACCCAACGUGCAAAUAACACUCCAUCAACAAAAUAUUGUCAACAAUCAAUUGAACAGACAGCGGCAGAUUUCCAAACAGACAUCAAAGUAGGAUUGACCAACAGUCAAGACGUGUUGAAUAGAAGAUCUAUCCAUGGUGUCAAUGAAUUAUCUAGUGAUGAAGAAGAAAGUCUAGUGUGGAAGUUUAUAUCCUCAUUUUAUCAAGAUCCUUUGAUUUUAUUAUUGAUUGGUUCCGCAGUGAUUAGUGUUUGGAUGGGUAAUAAAGACGAUGCCAUAUCCAUCACUUUAGCUAUAACCAUUGUUGUUACUGUGGGGUUUGUUCAAGAAUAUAGAUCGGAAAAAUCUUUGGAAGCCUUAAAUAAAUUAGUCCCUGCUGAAGCAAAAUUAACUAGAAAUGGAAGUACUUCUGCAGUCUUGGCUUCUACUUUGGUUCCAGGUGAUUUGGUCCAUUUUUCUCAAGGGGAUAGAAUCCCUGCUGAUGUCAGAUUAACCGAUGCCGUUCAUUUAAGUAUUGAUGAAAGUAACUUGACUGGUGAAAAUAGACCAGUCAACAAGAACACUGAUCCGAUAACUGCCGCUGACCCAGCAGUUACUGAAAGAUCCAACAUUGCAUUUAUGGGUACUUUGGUCAGAGAUGGUCAUGGUAGUGGUAUUGUUGUUGCCACUUCUAGCCAAACUGUCUUUGGGACUGUUUUUGAAAUGAUGAGUGAUAUUGAAAAACCAAAAACUCCUUUACAACAAGCUAUGGAUAAAUUGGGUAAAGAUUUGUCAGUUUUCAGUUUUAUUGUUAUUGGGAUCAUUUGUCUUAUUGGUAUUUUCCAAGGUCGUUCCUGGUUGGAUAUGUUUCAAAUUUCUGUGUCCUUGGCUGUUGCUGCUAUUCCAGAAGGUUUGCCUAUUAUUGUUACUGUCACUUUGGCCUUGGGAGUUUUGCGUAUGGCUAGACAAAAGGCUAUUGUUAGAAGAUUACCAAGUGUUGAAACUUUGGGUUCUGUUAAUGUCAUUUGUUCAGAUAAAACCGGUACUUUAACUCAAAACCAUAUGACUGUUACCAAAAUGUGGACUGCUGAUUUCAAGGGAAGUUUCAACUCCCCAUUUUUGGUUGUGGAAAGAUUGGAUGAUAACACUUUACAUCAUCAAUUGACUUCAAACAUGCGUAAAGUUUUAGAAUGUGCUAAUAUCUGUAACAAUGCUAGAUACUCAUCAGAAAAUGAAAAAUAUGUUGGUAACCCAAGUGAUAUUGCCCUUGUUGAAUGUUUACCACAUUUUGGUUUAGAAGAUAUUAGAGGUCAACGUGAAAGAUUUUACGAACUUCCUUUUUCUUCUUCUCGUAAAUAUAUGGCUGUUUCUGUUCAUACUGGUGAUAUUGAAAAAUCUGAAUCUUUUGCCAAAGGUGCUACUGAAAGGAUUUUGGACAUUUGUGAUCGUUAUUAUGAUGAAAAUGGGAACGUUAAGCCUAUAACUGAAGCUGUUGCCGAUUCCAUUCAUGAAAAGUCUCGUGCCUUGGCUAGUGAUGGUUUGAGAGUAUUGGGUUUUGCAAAGAACAAUAAAAAAUUCGAUGAAAAAGUUACUACUCCAAGUAAUUUUAUCUUUACUGGGUUAAUUGGUAUGAAAGAUCCUCCAAGACCAAAUGUUGGCAAGUCCAUUACUAGAUUGAUGCAAGGUGGGGUUCAUGUUAUUAUGAUUACUGGUGAUUCUCCAACCACUGCAAUGAAUAUUGCUAAACAAAUUGGUAUGCCUGUUGUUGGUGAUCAUUCUGUCAUGACAGGUGAUCAAAUUGAUUCCUUAACUGAAGAUGCUCUUACUAGUGCUAUUCAUGAUGUUUCUGUGUUUGCCAGAACCACUCCUGAACACAAGGUUACCAUUGUUAAAGCGUUACAAAGAAGAGGUGAUAUUGUUGCCAUGACUGGUGAUGGUGUUAACGAUGCACCAGCAUUGAAAUUGGCUGAUAUUGGUAUUGCGAUGGGUAAAAAUGGUACUGAUGUUGCCAAAGAAGCUGCUGAUAUGGUUUUAACUGACGAUGAUUUUUCUACUAUUCUUAGUGCUAUUGAAGAAGGUAAAGGUAUUUUCAAUAACAUUCAAAAUUUCAUUACAUUCCAAUUGAGUACCAGUAUAGCGGCCUUGACUUUGAUUGCUUUAUCUACAUUUUUUGGAUUACCAAACCCAUUGAAUGCUAUGCAAAUCUUGUGGAUCAAUAUCUUGAUGGAUGGUCCACCAGCUCAAUCCCUUGGUGUUGAACCAGUUGAUCAUGAAGUGAUGAAAAAGCCACCUAGAAAGCGUAAUGAUGAAAUUCUUACUGCACAAGUGAUCAAGAGAGUAUUACAAUCAGCUAUCAUAAUUAUUCUUGGUACCAUGUAUGUAUUUAUUAAAGAAAUGACUGAUGGUAAGAUUACUGCAAGAGAUACCACCAUGACUUUCACUUGUUUUGUGUUGUAUGAUAUGUUCAAUGCAUUGGCAUGUCGUCAUCAUUCCAGACUGAUUUUUGAAUUGGGUAUUACUAAUCAAAUGUUUAAUUUUGCAGUUCUUGGUUCAUUAAUUGGUCAAUUUUGUGCUGUUUAUGUACCAUUUUUCCAAAGCAUUUUCCAAACUGAAGCAUUAAGUUUUAGUGAUAUUUUACAUUUGGUCAUAUUAACCAGUUCUGUGUUUAUUGUUGAUGAAAUUAGAAAAUGGUACUUCAAGAGGAAGACUAUUUAUACUAAUAAUUAUACAUAUGGAGUAUAA
This is a messenger RNA of Candida tropicalis MYA-3404, 2760 nucleotides long. RefSeq names its product Ca(2+)/Mn(2+)-transporting P-type ATPase (gene PMR1). Gene Ontology annotation, cellular component: plasma membrane; endoplasmic reticulum; Golgi membrane. The record is from RefSeq and is a predicted model, not a curated record. Gene Ontology annotation, biological process: manganese ion transport; calcium ion transmembrane transport; intracellular calcium ion homeostasis. Gene Ontology annotation, molecular function: ATP binding; ATP hydrolysis activity; P-type calcium transporter activity. The coding region runs from base 1 to 2760 and encodes 919 amino acids. The transcript has a single exon. Lineage: Eukaryota; Fungi; Ascomycota; Pichiomycetes; Serinales; Debaryomycetaceae.